CUGCUCCAGCUAAACUCUAAGAGGAAAGAGGAGAGAGAGAGAGAGAGAUUCAAUAAUAUGCAGCAGAAAGGGUGAAAAAAGAGCUAAUUGGUUCUCCUCUCUUUGAUUGAUCCAUCCACCGAUCCAUUCAUUCGUUUUUGCAGGCUCUGUUUCCGCGGGAAACCCCUCGUUGACCUUGUUUUGAUUUCGGCAAAGGAGAAGGAGGGAUCCACGGAUAUGGCGAUUCUGUACGCUCUCGUGGCUCGUGGUACGGUCGUUCUUUCCGAGUUCAGCGCCACGGCUACGAAUGCCAGCAACAUCGCCAAACAGAUCCUUGAGAAGGUCCCUGGAAACGACGACAGCAACGUCUCCUACUCUCAGGAUCGUUACGUCUUUCACGUUAAACGCACCGAUGGCCUCACCGUUCUCUGUAUGGCUGAAGAAACCGCCGGAAGGAGUAUUCCUUUUGCGUUUCUUGAGGAUAUUCACCAGAGGUUCGUACGGACUUAUGCCAGGGCUGUUCAUACAGCACAAGCUUAUGCCAUGAAUGACGAAUUCUCUAGAGUUCUCAGUCAGCAGAUUGAGUAUUACUCUAAUGAUCCUAAUGCAGAUAGGAUUAAUCGUAUUAAGGGUGAAAUGAAUCAGGUGCGGGGUGUCAUGAUAGAGAACAUUGACAAAGUUCUAGAUAGAGGUGAACGCUUGGAGCUUCUUGUCGAUAAAACCGCCAAUAUGCAGGGGAAUACAUUCCGUUUCAGAAAGCAAGCUCGUCGUUUCAGAAGCAACGUCUGGUGGAGAAAUUGCAAGCUCACGGUUCUCUUAAUACUACUACUACUGGUGAUCAUAUACAUCGGUGUGGCCUUUCUCUGCCAUGGACCUACUCUACCAUCUUGCAUUUAAGUGCUUUUAUCUCUUAAGGAAUCCAUCCCGGUUCUGUGUGUUGCUGCCACUUUUUUUCUACCUCAAUCUGAUUGUAAGCCUCCUGUUUCCUCGGGCUUGUUCAUGGGGCUUAAAAUCCUUAUGUUUUCAACUCACACUUAUAUGAAGUAUUCUUAUUUAUAGAGCACUGUAAAAGCUCAUUGCCUUGCAAGCUGUGUGAAUUUUUGUUGUCAUCACGUUCUAUACAUAGUGGGAAGUGAACAGGCUUGUUUCGUCUGAUAUGUUCAUACAACUUGUCAUGUUCUUCUUGUUUAUGUGACUUCCUCUCAUAUAAUCUUCUGCUAAGGGAUUUGUUCAUUAUUUUAAA
Messenger RNA from Camelina sativa (false flax), 1222 nucleotides. RefSeq names its product vesicle-associated membrane protein 711. The record is from RefSeq and is a predicted model, not a curated record. NCBI's taxonomy places the organism in Eukaryota, Viridiplantae, Streptophyta, Magnoliopsida, Brassicales, Brassicaceae. Gene Ontology annotation, cellular component: membrane. Gene Ontology annotation, biological process: vesicle-mediated transport.